Molecule: messenger RNA, 1045 nt
Organism: Pistacia vera
Lineage: Eukaryota; Viridiplantae; Streptophyta; Magnoliopsida; Sapindales; Anacardiaceae
Exons: 2
Coding region: 187-804 (205 amino acids)
Source: RefSeq, a predicted model, not a curated record
UCUUUCACUUGGAAAAUACUUAGCUGUUUGUGUCCAGGUCAAAACCUAGCAUUUAUUCUCCCUCUCCCUCCCAACUGUUAUUUCUAUGAGAGUUUGCAUCAAACUUUUGAUUUUUCUAGUUCAACAUUAGAUUAGAUCUGAUCCAGUUCAAUUCUAUUUCUAUCCAACCAUCUUGAACAUUGAUCAAUGACAACACAUAACCAAGAUCAAGCUCUUCCUCCUCCCAAGAAAAGCCAGAGGAAAAGGCGAUGUCUUAUUGCCAUUGGUGCAAUAAUACUACUUAUUUUCCUGCUGUUUGUCGUUGUCUUGAUCCUUGCAUUGACCGUGUUUAAGACAAAACAACCCAAGACUCAACUUCAGUCGGCAAAGGUUGAAGGGAUUGCUCCUCGUGUGACUCUCCCCACCCUUAAUUUCCAACUCAACCUCACCCUUGACCUUCAAAUCCUCGUUGAGAACCCAAACCAUGCCAGUUUCAGGCAUGGCACUGGUAAUAGUAUCCUUAUGUAUGGCGGCGACCAGGUUGGAGAGGCUGAUAUCUACCCGGGUUUGAUUCCGUCCGCUGGCUCCACCACUCUUCCAUGCAGGCUUACAGUUCAGGUAGAUAAGUUUGCAUCCGAUAUAACUACUUUGAUCGGUGACAUAAUGGGCGGUCAGGUAGUCAUGGAGACGCAUACAAAGAUUCCAGGCAGAAUCAACUUCUUGGGGAUUUUCAAGAAACAUGUUGUCACCUCUUCUGAUUGCAAAUUUACUAUUGGUUUUCCUGCUAUGAAUAUCACCAACCAAGAGUGCAAGAACAAGCUUUGAUCCAUGUUAUUUCUUUAACUCUUCAGUUGAUGUACAGAGACGUCACCAAUAAUUUAGAUGCUGGACUGGACGGGAGAGGAGAUAUUGUAUACAGGAAGAGAACUUUAUGUUUGAUUUUAUAUUAUCCCAUCUUUUUUGAUGUAGAGUUCUUCAUCUUCCUGUGGCUUUAUAACUGUUUUAUCGAGUCAUAUGCAUCUAUAGUAACAAUAAACAGAAGAAAAUUCCCAUAUUCAUCAUCGAA